GGGCAUUUUGGAGACACAACCUUGAUAUGUUGUAUAUAAGGGCUCAACUCUGCGACUGGAACUUCACUCGUCUGAGUCCGGAAAGUAACCGACACGAUGAAGUGGCUCGUCGUCCUGUCAGCUCUCGUGGCUUUCUCCGAAUGCUUCCAUAAGAUUCGACUGAUCAAGGGAAAGACUGCCAGGCAAGCCCUGCAGGAGAAAGGAUUAUGGGAGGAGUACAGGAAGCAGCAUCCAUACAACCCAAUGGCCAAGUUCCUCCAGACUGGUACUGAGCCUAUGACCAACGAUGCUGACUUGUCCUACUAUGGUGUGAUCUCCAUUGGCUCCCCUCCUCAGUCCUUCAGCGUCAUCUUUGACACCGGCUCCUCCAACCUGUGGAUCCCCUCAGUCUACUGCUCCAGCCAGGCCUGCGAGAACCACAGGAGAUUCAACCCACAGCAGUCCACCACCUUCAAAUGGGGCAACCAGCCUCUGUCCAUCCAGUACGGCACUGGCAGUAUGACUGGAUAUCUGGCCAUUGACACUGUUGAGGUGGGCGGCAUCUCUGUGGCCAACCAGGUGUUUGGAAUUAGCCGCACAGAGGCUCCCUUCAUGGCUUACAUGCAGGCUGAUGGUAUCCUGGGAUUGGCCUUCCAGACCAUUGCCUCUGACAAUGUCGUGCCUGUCUUCGACAACAUGGUCAAGCAGGGACUAGUGUCCCAGCCCCUGUUCUCCGUCUACCUGAGCAGCAACAGUGAGCAGGGCAGUGAGGUGGUCUUCGGUGGUAUUGACAGCAGCCACUACACUGGACAAAUCACCUGGAUUCCUCUGUCCUCUGCCACCUACUGGCAGAUCAAAAUGGACAGGUACAAAGAAAACACAAGCAAAAAUACUAACCACAAACAUAAGUUGCACAAAGCUUCCUUGCUUAACUGUAAUCCAUCUUCUGCUGUUCCUCCUCACAGUGUUACCAUCAAUGGUCAGACUGUGGCCUGCUCUGGUGGCUGCCAGGCCAUUAUUGACACUGGUACCUCCCUGAUCGUUGGCCCAACCAGUGACAUCAACAACAUGAAUGCCUGGGUUGGAGCCUCAACCAACCAGUACGGAGAAGCUGUAGUGAGCUGCCAGAACAUCCAGAGCAUGCCUGCCGUCACCUUCACACUCAAUGGACAGGCCUUCACCAUCCCCGCAUCUGCCUACGUCUCUCAGAACUCCUACGGUUGCAACACUGGCUUUGGCCAGGGUGGCUCUGACCAGCUCUGGAUCCUGGGAGAUGUCUUCAUCAGGGAGUACUACGUUGUCUUUGAUGCCCAGGCUCAGUACGUUGGUCUUGCCAGCUCUGCAUAAUCAAAUAAGACACCUGUUGGAUAAUCUAUAAAUGUGUAUUUCCCUGUAGGGGCUUGUCUGAUUGAAGACAAAGCAAAAAAUGGGAGUUUGUGGAAAGUAUACACGUGUUGUAUAGCUGCCUUUGCAUUAAAUAGAUUAUAGCAAUUAAAA
Molecule: messenger RNA, 1476 nt
Organism: Siniperca chuatsi (mandarin fish)
Lineage: Eukaryota; Metazoa; Chordata; Actinopteri; Centrarchiformes; Sinipercidae
Product: pepsin A-like
Exons: 8
Coding region: 97-1326 (409 amino acids)
Biological process (GO): proteolysis
Molecular function (GO): aspartic-type endopeptidase activity
Source: RefSeq, a predicted model, not a curated record